AUGCGGGGAUCCGUUUUUUCUUUGCAUGUGUUGAUGGAAAAAAAAAAUGUUGUGGUUGCCUUGACUGGAUUUUCAGCCAUUUUGUAUAAGUUGAAGCUGGGCCAGGCGGUGACGACGAUUCCGACGGUGGGAUUCAACGUCGAAACAGUUACCUACAAAAACGUCAAAUUCAAUGUCUGGGACGUGGGGGGCCAGGACAAGAUCCGUCCACUGUGGAGGCAUUACUACACGGGCACUCAGGGUCUCAUCUUUGUCGUCGACUGCGCCGACCGUGAUAGGAUCGACGAGGCGAGGCAGGAGCUCCAUCGAAUCAUCAACGAUCGGGAGAUGAGAGACGCCAUCAUCCUCGUCUUUGCCAACAAGCAGGACCUCCCCGAUGCCAUGAAGCCACACGAAAUCCAGGAAAAGCUGGGACUGACACGUCUUAGAGACAGGAACUGGUACGUCCAGCCGGCGUGUGCGACGACCGGAGACGGCCUCUACGAAGGACUCACGUGGCUCACCUCCAAUCACAAGUCGUGAUCCCUGGCCGAAGUGGGAGGAAAGAGAAACGCAAAAAAGAACAUCGCUUCUGUGUCUGCCUCGCCUCCUGCAUUUGGGCAGGGAUUCCCAAGAAGAAAUAGAAAAAUGUGAUAGUGCUCGGAACGGUGACGUGUCGCGGGCGUCGUGCGAGCGAAGAGGGGGGAAGAGUGCUCGGGGGUCCCACGUGAUAUCAGUAUUGUUUGUUCUCGUGGCCAGCUCAAAGUCUCAAUGGCAGUAGAGCCCUGUUCUCAUGAUCUUUGCAUCAUAUGACUUCUCCCCAGGUGUGGAAAGACUGAAACAAAAGCAGAAAUUUACAAUCCUCAUGUUUUAGCACUUCUUGCCCAACAUACUUUGGCACAAAUAUUUAAUUUUAUCCAUUCACCUGCAGAUCAGGUUUGUGUGCGUCGGGUCAGUCUCAGUCAAGUUACCGGUGGUGGUUGCUCUUAUACUCUUCACCUGCCGUGCUCUCUUUACACUCGCAGAGUUGAAAAAUUGAUUGGAUGGGGAAAGCAAAAAGCCUUGAAGCACUUGGUUUCAGUUUUGUUCAGCAAGUUUCAUACCUGUUGUAUAUUGCUAGGCACAAGUGGUAAAAUUUUUGGAACCUCAUUUCAAAAUGGUUUGUACCUGUUGCUGACAGUUUCAUGCAGCCUCCUAGCAUACUACCUUUCAAGGCAGCUCAGAAUGAUGCAACAUCCAGGCAACACCAUCCUCUGUAGUCAAGUCCUUGUACAAGUAACAGACUCCAUGACAACAACUACUCGUUCUCUUCGCUCCAUGAACUUUCAUUAGUCUAAGUUGUUAAUGAAAUGCAACAAUUUCUAUUUCCCAUGCUCUACUUCUGAUUUCUGACUUUAUCACACUUCUCUAUUUCUUUGUCAUCAACUAUGCAGUGACUAAUCUCUUCCAGCUGGUUUUUGGUUCUGAAUCAUUAGUAAGGUAAUGCAUCAGUUCUGAAAUUGGUUUUGCAUUGUUGACUCUUUCUCUACAUUCACCCGAAGAAACAUUUACUUUAACUGUAGCAGUUUUUUUACUCUUGGAACCGUAUAACUUGAAGUACGUGAAGUAUUCCUUAAUUUUUUUGGAAUUUUCCCUUUCAAAGUCUGUCCAAAUAUUCCAGCAUGGCUAAGGAGACAAACUUUUGGUAAUU
Molecule: messenger RNA, 1669 nt
Organism: Darwinula stevensoni
Lineage: Eukaryota; Metazoa; Arthropoda; Ostracoda; Podocopida; Darwinulidae
Source: the annotation of a GenBank genome assembly